Leptinotarsa decemlineata (Colorado potato beetle) is the source of this 725-nucleotide messenger RNA. It is a transcript of the gene ash2, whose product is annotated as Set1/Ash2 histone methyltransferase complex subunit ash2. Gene Ontology annotation, cellular component: Set1C/COMPASS complex. NCBI's taxonomy places the organism in Eukaryota, Metazoa, Arthropoda, Insecta, Coleoptera, Chrysomelidae. The record is from RefSeq and is a predicted model, not a curated record. Gene Ontology annotation, molecular function: transcription cis-regulatory region binding; protein binding.
CGAAGGAGAUACACUUGGUUUCAUGAUAGUCUUGCCUCAAAAUAGUAAAACUAUGUUGACGCCGAACACGUACAAAGAUAGGCCGCUGGUUAAAUUCAAAAGUCACCUCUACUACGAAGACAAAGACCACGUUCAGGAGAGACUGAAAUCCCUCGAAACGCUUCAGGGCAGCAAGAUCAUUUAUUUCAAGAACGGAAACAGCCAGGGGGUGGCUUUCGAGGGUAUUUAUCGGGGUUCGUACUACCCCACAGUUUCUUUACAUAGAAACGUGACGGUGUCCGUGAAUUUCGGCCCCAAUUUCAAAUGCCCUCCCUCCACAGAGAAGUACAGUUAUAGGGCGAUGUCAGAAAGGGGGGAAGAAGCAAUCAGCGAUCAGACCUUGGCCGAUAUUAUCUACUUAACUGAAAACGAAGGGAAGUUGCGGCUGGAUAGCUUUGUUCUCUGACAUUAACGAUUUUAUUUCAUUUCGUGUAUUGUGUUUAAUUUUUUAAAAAAAUGUUAAGUUUUUUGGUAAAAGGUUGAAAUAGUUGACUGCAUUCGUUGUAUUUGUGCAAAAAAACGUAUUUGAUGAAGGUAGAUUUUUUUUUUACAUAAGAUGAGAAAAUAAAUAUAAUGUUGAAGUUCAGAUUGAAUCAUCAUCGUCUGUUCAACGCGAACUCCCACAUGUAACCAUUUGACUUCAGAGUGUUACUUCAAAAUGUGAAUAAAGUGUACACAAGGUAUAA